Fusarium graminearum PH-1 is the source of this 3648-nucleotide messenger RNA. RefSeq lists its product as uncharacterized. The transcript is spliced from 6 exons. The record is from RefSeq and is a predicted model, not a curated record. The coding region runs from base 1 to 3648 and encodes 1215 amino acids. NCBI's taxonomy places the organism in Eukaryota, Fungi, Ascomycota, Sordariomycetes, Hypocreales, Nectriaceae.
AUGCUUCGCGGCCUCGGUCUGGUUCUUGUGGCUGCAAACGCAACAUCCAAUCCACAUCGGCGAGCUUUAAUUGACAAGUUUGGUGUCAUUGAGGCACGGUUUAGGGAUGUUCGGUUGACGAUCAUGCAGGAGUCGGUGCUUCCUGUUCCGGAUACUACUUCUCUACCCACGUCGGUUUCCCAACUCAAGUUCAUGUAUCUUUCUGAAGCUCUUCUAAAAGACGAGGAAGUCCCGAAGCUGCUCAAAGACUUCCAGGUGUAUGACCACCAACGGCGCGCGUGUCGACCAGUCAAACAGAAUGUUUACCUACCAGGUGAUGACGAAUACGGACCACGUCAAUUACUUUCACCAUACAACAAUGCACCUGGUUAUGACGUGCCAUUUCUACAUGAUGACUACCUCCAUUCUCCGCCUGCAACACCAGAGGGUUUUGCGUGGAACUGGGAGGAAUGGCUAGAAUUGCGACUCCGCCUGCGUCGUAAUGUCCGCCUGACAGGGAUGGACAAGAAGGAAUUGACGGUUUCUCCUUUGUUCCGCUAUAUUGAGAAGCAUCGGCCUGACCGCCUGCUGGGCGGUCUACAAAGGGCAUGGAAUAUUGAGAACCUCAAUGCCACAGCCUCUGAUCAAUUGAUCGAUGAGCUGUCCAAGAUGAAGGUUUCUUGUAAAACCCAGAGCGACCGUUACUGUUUGUUUCCCUUGAUGUCAACUUAUUUGCCUCUACCAGAACUUGAAAGUAAGCGUUCUCGAUAUGCUGAAGAAGAGGGCUCUUUUUUCCUAAAUCUAGGCGAGCCCAUAACAUCAGAUACCUACAGAGUCAAAUGGGGUUUCUUGGUGGAUCAUCUUGGUAUUGGUCACACUGACUAUUCUUGCUUUUACCUACAUAUCCUCAACGCGAUUCGUUUCGACAAUGAUGCAGCUGACAUUAGUCGAAAGUCCAGGAUCUUGGAUCUCUACGAAGUCCUUCAUGCCCGAUGUCGAGAGGCCAAAAAUGUCAUUGGCGAGCAGGCCAGCACAAGAGAUGCGAUAGCUGGGCAUCGACUCGUAUAUAUCCCCGCCUGUGAUCCUCAACCAGCAACUUGGGUAUCGCCUGACGAGUGUCUAUGGAACGCACGAAAAGAGAUGCAAACAGCGUACCCUCUUGCACAUCUGUAUCGAACAGUAUUUCGCCGGUCCGAGGAAGAACUAGACAUAAUGCGGCAAUUUUUCAAGAUAACCCUAGGUGUCAAGGACUGUUCCUGGGAAAAUUACCUCAACGAGUUGCGGAGACUCAAUACACUUGGAACUGAGGACUUUGACUGGGUGAACGACAUAUACAAGGCUCUCAAGGCAGAGCGGCCGAGCCUAGUCGACGUUGAUGCUGCAAAGAUCAGGAAAGCAUUCGCUGAAGAAAAGCUCAUAUGCUUCAAAUUUGGCAAUGUCAGUCGCUGGUAUACCGUCAGCGAGUGUCUAUGGUCUAGCGCCACCAAGAUUCGAGGCAGAGUAGCUCUCAAUGAUCUCUAUCCCAACCUAGAGGACUUCUUCGUGAACUUCCUUGGCGUUCAAGAACUCACACUUAGUAUGGCAUAUGACGAGCUCAAAGAGAUGGGGACGAGGAUUCCAUGCCCCCCGAUUGACGUUGUCAAAGACACAAUUUGGGCACUCAAUUCGUUGUUAGUAACGGCGGACCGCCUGCCAGACGAAAGACCAAUCCUGAAAGGAGCAGCAUUCCCUGUCAAGCACCCGAAUGGCUCAGUAAAGCUGCAUCCAGGUCGUACGGACUUCGCCAUUGUUGAUCGAAAGGCUCUAGGUGACAUCUUUGGGACACGAGCCAAGACACUGGACUUUACACUCGAUGAAGUUCGGCGGCUGCAGCCAUUUCUCUCGUGGCUCAACAUGGGGUCGAGAUAUCUAUCCGCCUCUGUUCGAGAAAUCUCUACUGUGGCAAGUAAGAGUAUGAACAAACUGCAGUCUCCUGAUAGGGAGAUAAAGCAAAAGGCCGACGGUCUUUACAGGAUCGCCGUCCACUACAACAGUCCUCGCACACAAGAUGACAACUCGAAGCUCCAUUGGAUUCUUUCCCGCGCAGAAGUCCACGAAACAGACGGAAUCUCAUCCGAACUUCAUCUAUCCCAAGAUGGGCACGCGAUAGUACAUGUUCAAGAACGAAGCGAACUACAUAUACGUGAAGACAGUGGCUCCCUCAAAGUUUACGUCCCUCGAGAUCCCAAGGCUCAAGGAUUCUGUUACUUCGCGGCGCUUCCUCGACGUUUACUAGAAUGGAUCAUGACAGAUCCGUCCACCCUUAAAGUUGAUCACGUCGGUUCGAAAGCAUUGCAGAUUGUCACAGCAGUCUUGAAUGCUCCUCUUGUCAUCAUGACGCAGAUUCUGGAGGCGGAGGGAAUUAUUGAUGCCUCAAUCCCGGCAGGCAGGUUCAAGGACGAGAAUGAGGAACGCGGCGUCAUCGAUGGGCCCAAUGCCUCUCAGGGAGCGGAUGUGAAUCACGGCAAAGACGCCUUGGGUGAAGCGGUGGAUGAAUCUACGUCUCUAGUCUUUGUACAACCAGAAGUCCACAAAGAGGAAGCUGCUGGUCAUGAAGACGUUACUACUCAUCAGUCUGCCCGCACUGUAUCCCCACCAAGGCUAUCGGAUCUCCCCGUCCGACAAAGAAGUCCAGCCACGUCAAGUUCAUCUGCGACUGGACAAGUAAUCUUUACACCGGCUUCUUCGACGGCUAGUCAUUCCGGUCAGAACAGGCGAAAGCCUGUACAUCACACGCCAACAGCAACCGCCAACGCCCGACAAGGAGGUAUGGUUAGUGAUGGACAAACGUCGUCCGGAACAGCCAGUCGCCCAUCGUUUGUGUUCGGGUCGUCGCCUGCAAUGCAAUCCGGCUCUGCAUUCCAGUUUGAUUGUCCAAAUGGGGCCACGCUAUGCUCUACGAUUGAGGAUGAAGAAAUUUAUCUGGGUUUGAUCAAUAAUGUCAUUACUUCGGCUCGUCAAGGGACAAUUCCUCGCCGCGAGUGCUUCGGUGAGCCUGGACUGUUCAGUGCGCUACCAGAAGUUGAUGAAGAUGUCCAACUGUCACAACGUUUCCGCUCAUAUGGGCCUAAAGAGAGAGAUAUGCGCAUCGGUGCUCUUGGCGAACUAUACGUCUUUGAACUUCUUCUAGGGAUCAGCCCAGCUCUCUCACAGUUCGGCAGAGACAAUUGGCAAAGUCGGAUGAGAAAGUUCAUCAACAUACAUCCUAAUUACUCCGACAUGCCAGUAUGGACGGGUCAAGAGACCGCCGAUAUUGUAUACUUUGAUCGCGGGCGAGGGUUGACAAAGCAUUUGGUGGGAAAGGGUCAGCUUGGUCCCAGUUGGUUAAACAAGAAGCCUUUGUACUUGAUUGAAGUCAAGUCCACAACUGGAGACCGUCGCACUCCGUUCUAUAUGAGUAAGCGACAGUACCAAAAGAUGGGGGAGUACUCGCGCACGUUGGCAUUGUCUACGGCCACGACCUCGCCCACCAUUUACCUGAUCGCCCGGGUCUCAAAUGUCGACAAUCCCAACAUACGGUUGGAUCUGUACUUCUAUCCAAGUACAUUGCGAGCGCAAGGCUCAUUGGUCUUUACGCCCGAAACGUGGUCGGUUGUUCCUGGGUCUGUUGAUCCUGGGUGGUUAGGCUAG